Molecule: messenger RNA, 1752 nt
Organism: Daphnia pulicaria
Lineage: Eukaryota; Metazoa; Arthropoda; Branchiopoda; Diplostraca; Daphniidae
Exons: 4
Coding region: 1-1752 (583 amino acids)
Source: RefSeq, a predicted model, not a curated record
AUGAACUGUCGCCCAGGGGGUGGAACUCAGUCGAGAAACCGCAGAUUGAUACCUCAAAAAUUAAGUCACUUCUUCUCAAGUUUUCCCGAUUCGUAUGAGUUCCCCGCUCUUCCCGAUUGGCUUCUUCGACGGCCUAUGGGGAGUGUAUGGUGCGUGCCCAAGUCUCCGCAGCAGCAACAUCCACACGGUAGUCGGAAUACUGGUCGACGCAACCGAAUCGAACCCGAAUCGAAUGCUCAGUUUAUUCAAAGACGCCGAUCCAGCAGCAAAAAGAGACCCAGCAAAGUAGCCGACUUGACAUACAAGAAUACGUGGUCAUCUUUCCUGAAAACUUCAAAAUCUGAUCAGGUUACGUUUUUUCCUAUUAAAUCUCCGCCGUCCACAGUUGAACCUAAUAGCAGACCAAGUGUUCGUUUCAACCAACGCCGGAGUUGGGAUGAUACGGUCGUGCUAGAGCGUCGGCCGUCCACCGAGAACCGCCAACGAAAACCUCUCAGUUCCAGUCCUGUCCGACGUCGUCCUUCUUCAAUGCGGGCCGAUUCAAGAAAAUAUUCCAAACUCGAAUCAAAGGCAUUGAGGGAAGCUUGGCUCAACGAAAAUGUCUACCCUCAAUUUGACAGCAGUUACUUGGCCGGCAGUGCGGCUCUGAUGGUUUCCAGUAUUGCACAACCGCCUACCGUUCGCAAGAGUUCUGCAUACACGCUGCGCGAGUACGUACGACCGUGUCCUCCCAUACCGCCAUACAGAUCGAGUAGACGAAGGGUCGAUUCAGUGGAAGCCAACGUCUCGUCGGGAACAAACAGCGACAGCUUUGUGACACCAGGCUCGAUGGAGAUGAGUGGUACGUCGACUUUGGCCACCACUUCGGGCUCUGUGAACGUCAAUGCCACAUCGUCGCCUACAACUUCGUUUGAUUCGAUGCAAGCGCGCUACUCAACUCGGCCAGCCGCACCGUCACCUCCAGACCGAUACGAACGUUCCUAUUUCCAGGACGAUAGUUUGGAAACGGCCGAAACCAGUCAAUCGGUGGAAGUACAAGUCUCUUCAACCCUGACUACUCGGAGCAGUAGCACGUCUAUGCAGCCUCACAUGUCUAGCGAAAGCUCAAUAGGGUAUCCGACGCUUUACGUCCACAAUGUUGCGGCCGCAACAACGGCUCGCGACGUGCUCAUAAAGGAACGAGCCAUUUCUUCAGCCAACAGUCGUAAGUCUUGUCUCAAAGAAGGUAGUGCCAGGAAGUCUCGCACAACCACAUUCAAGGACCCGUCGAGAUUGGAGUGGACCAAACGCUAUCUUUUCACGCUUGCGCAACCCAGUCGAAGUAGUUACCACGAUCGCAGUUCAUCCAUGUCCCGUGUCUCCUCAUCUGAUCCUCGCGAUUUCCAAGUUUACACCGUUCAGCAGCGUCCAUGGCAGUCUAAUCCGGAUCUCAGGAUGCAAAAGUGGAAACCCAAUGCCGUUGCCGCAAAUGCAAUUGGACUGCACUCGUCCUCCGUUGACGACUCCCUGGACGUUGUAGAAUUUAUGAAACGGAAGAAGCAGUUCUUAGCUCAACUCCUUGAAGGACGGACAAAUGAAGAAGAUUCAUACAGGUCGUUGAAACGUGAACCACGUUCAUUGGCCCUAGUCCAAAGCGCGACUCGCAGUGUAUCUGCUGGUCGUAGUCGUAGCUCAGACAAUUCCGCCCAAUAUUCAACUGGUUACGGCUCCGACGAACUGGAAAUCUCACGAUACGCUGACACGAGAACUUGA